AUGUGGAGAACCGGCCUCCUCUACCUCGACCGCGGGGACAGCUCCAUCCUCAACGCCCUGCGCAAUGCGGGGUACGACACUCAACAACAGCCCGGCACUCCUUCACGAUCCCCUUCCCGGCGCUUCUCAAUGGCGAGCGACACGGAAAGCGCCCUCGAGGGCAAGCUCAAGCACGAAAUGCGACAACAACAAGGCGUCCAGCACUGGGUCAUGCCACCGGAAGUCAACGGCCUGAAGUUUGCCAGUCCCCGCGCCAGCCCGCGCACAAGAGCGAUUGAUCCAGCCGAUGCCCUGGGCCUCUCCACCGACGCCACCCUCUUCGAAGAGCCCCUCCUCUACUCGCUGGAUCGAAUAAAGGAAGACGGCCCCUCGCCCGACUACUUCUCCUACGACGACCUCGCCAAGUCGCCCUCGCUCAAAGGCGACAGCGAAGAAGCUGUAUCCGUCACCAAGCGCCGCCCCUCCCACCUCCGCACACCCUCCACACCCACCAUCGAAUCACGUCUCGCCACCGCCAACGCGCAGGACCAGAACCCCCGCCACCACAGCCCGACCACCCGCUCCCUCCACCCAUCCACCCCCAAGAAGCUGCCAAAGAAGACCGGGCCGACCUCGGCUAUCCAACAAGAGCGGGAUUUGGAGUACAAGCACCGCCACACAUUCAUAGGCACCGCAUCCCUCGACGACUUCCUCGAGGUUCUCGACGUAUCGCCCGAGAACAACAUCACAAACAAAGAAGCAGUAAUACGCGCCUUCAUCCUGCUAGCCUCCAGCGAACGACUCCUAGCCCGACAAGCCUCCCUCAAGCCCGAUGGCUGGAGCGUCCUCGCGCGCACAUCAGCAGACACCGUCAACACCGACUACGUCGAGCAAGCCCACGCCAAGCUCGGCUCCAUUGUCCUCCGCCAAUUCCUCGACCUCAUCACAUUCAACGAGGAAGAAGAGGCCAACGCCAUGGCCGUCGUCGAAGCCUUCACCGCCGCAAGUCAUCUGGAUGCACAAGCGAGCAAAAACCAAGCGAGCAAGGCCAAAGCCUUUCGGAAGCGAAUGGUAAAAGACGGAGCAGCGCAACCCCAAUAG
This is a messenger RNA of Alternaria rosae, 1080 nucleotides long. RefSeq lists its product as uncharacterized. The transcript has 2 exons. Bases 1 to 1080 code for a protein of 359 amino acids. The record is from RefSeq and is a predicted model, not a curated record. NCBI's taxonomy places the organism in Eukaryota, Fungi, Ascomycota, Dothideomycetes, Pleosporales, Pleosporaceae.